AUGGGUUCCCUCCAAUCCCUCCUUUCGCUCAUCCCAUACAACACAGCUGACCUGCGCAUCUCUGACAAUGCGCAGCUCGUCCUCAGUGCCACCGCUUGUGUUGCUGUAGUGGGAGUAAUUGUUAGGGCCUACUAUCCUAAAUUACCGAGCGGCCUUCUCCUCCCACCUUCCCCUCCUGUUUCUUCGAGACUUCAAGGGCACGUCCUGCCGUAUCCAAAACCAUUUCUCACUGUAGAGGGAUGGAUUGAAGAGUACGGUCCUCUGAUCACUAUUCGAUCAAAAUUUGAGAGGAUUGUUAUUAUCGGCCGUUACCAAGCCGCCGUGGACAUUAUGGAGAAUCAAGGCAAAUUGCUAGCUGAUCGUCCUCCCAUGGUUGCUGCUGGUGAAAUUUUUGGCGGGGGAAUGAGCAUUGCCUUUUCACCCUUUGGGGACAGGUUCCGUCGGAUGCGUAGAGCGUUACAUUCGCAUCUCCAGCCCAAAGCAGCUGAGGCCUAUCAGCCACUGCAGAUGUCACACGUGAAGAACAUAGUUCUUGGCGUUCUCGAUGACCCGCAAAGCUUCCAGCACCAUGUGAUAACUUAUGCUGCAACGACAAUUAUGAAAGUUGCAUAUGGGAAGAACACGCCCACGUCUGCGUCUGAUCCUGAAGUCAUUGAGAUGCGUAAAUUGGUUGGGGUGGUCUCUCAAAUCAUGCGCCCUGGUGCUUAUAUGGUGGAGUCGAUCCCAUGGCUUAAAUACCUUCCUUGGUAUGGUCGAGACUUAAAGGCAUGGUUUGAGAGGAGCAAGAAACUCAGCCUUGGUAACCUGAACCGCGUGAAAGCGCAAAUGCAUAGCAAUGAGGACAUCGGCCCUUCGUUCACGAAAUAUAUGCUAGAAAACAGCCAUCUCUAUGGAUUGUCAGAGUUAGAGAUGGCCUUUCUUGGUGGUGCCUUUUUUGGAGCUGGAUCGGAUACGACUUCUAUGUCAAUAUGUACGGUGCUCAUGGCAGCCGCACGUUUUCCCGAAGAGCAAUCUAAAGUUCAGGCCGAGCUUGAUGCGGUCGUCGGAAGGCACCGAGCGCCGACCUUCGCCGAUCAAAAAUCCCUUCCUCGCUUGCAAGCAUUCAUUUCUGAGGCUUUGAGAUGGAGACCUGUAGCUGCUGGUGGAUUUGCUCACCAAACAACCACAGACAAAAACUAUUGUAUUCCAGCUGGGACCACGGUAUACGGCAACCAUUGGUCGAUCUCUCGAGACCCAGAUGUCUACCCGGAGCCUGACGCGUUCAAGCCUGAGCGCUGGAUCAACGAGCAAGGCGGCCUGAAUGAUUUAAAAUUCUUUAUCUACGGCUUUGGUCGGCGCGUAUGCCCCGGUCAACAUGUCGCGAACAGAUCGGUGUUCAUCAUGGCACUCCUUAUUCUGUGGUCCUUCAGGCUCACUCUGGAUCCUACGAAGCCAUUUGAGGACAUGGGAUUCAUGAACGGGUUUAUGCCAAGUGUUAUGCCGUGCACAUUUGAGUUUGAGAAGAGGAUUCCGGAAGCGGAGCUCAGGCGCAUGAUGCAGCAUUAUCCUGAGGCUGCAUAA
Suillus clintonianus is the source of this 1560-nucleotide messenger RNA. Its product is annotated as cytochrome P450. NCBI's taxonomy places the organism in Eukaryota, Fungi, Basidiomycota, Agaricomycetes, Boletales, Suillaceae. Gene Ontology annotation, molecular function: iron ion binding; oxidoreductase activity, acting on paired donors, with incorporation or reduction of molecular oxygen; monooxygenase activity. The transcript has 13 exons. The record is from RefSeq and is a predicted model, not a curated record. The coding region runs from base 1 to 1560 and encodes 519 amino acids.